Messenger RNA from Erinaceus europaeus (western European hedgehog), 930 nucleotides. Its product is annotated as olfactory receptor 10J1-like. The record is from RefSeq and is a predicted model, not a curated record. Gene Ontology annotation, molecular function: olfactory receptor activity; G protein-coupled receptor activity. Gene Ontology annotation, cellular component: membrane. Bases 1 to 930 code for a protein of 309 amino acids. NCBI's taxonomy places the organism in Eukaryota, Metazoa, Chordata, Mammalia, Eulipotyphla, Erinaceidae. Gene Ontology annotation, biological process: G protein-coupled receptor signaling pathway. The transcript has a single exon.
AUGAAGACAGACAACCAGACACUCAUUGCCCAAUUUACCUUCCAGGGAUUCUCGAGCUUCCAGGAGCACCAGCUCACCCUCUUCGUGGUCUUCCUUGCACUGUACUUAUUAACCCUGGUGGGCAAUGUCAUCAUUGUGACCAUCAUUAGCCUGGAUCGCCGCCUCCACACGCCCAUGUACUUCUUCCUCAGCGUAUUGUCAGCUUCAGAGACUGUGUACACCCUGGUCAUCAUCCCCCGCAUGCUCUCCAGCCUCGUGGGCCUGGGUCAGCCCAUCUCCCUGGGUGCCUGUGCCACCCAGAUGUUCUUCUUCAUCACAUUGGCCAUCAACAACUGCUUCUUGCUCACAGCCAUGGGAUACGACCGAUAUGUGGCCAUCUGCAACCCCCUGCGCUACUCACUCAUCAUGAACAAAAGUAUAUGUGCCCAGCUGGUGGGGGGCGCCCUCAGUAUCGGGCUGCUAGUAGCCAUCAUCCAGAUCUCCUCUGUGUUCAGGCUGCCCUUCUGUGGCACAGAAGUAGCCCAUUAUUUUUGCGACAUACGCCCAGUGAUGAAGUUGUCCUGUGCCAAAAAUGAUAUGCAUGACAUAAUGACUUUUGUCAUCAGCUCACUGGUCAUCCUUGUGCCCAUGGGCCUGGUCUUCAUCUCCUAUGUCCUCAUCAUCUCCUCCAUCCUCAGGAUCGCCUCAGCUGAGGGCAGGAAAAAGGCCUUCGCCACCUGCGCCUCUCACCUGACAGUGGUCAUCAUCCACUAUGGCUGCGCCUCCAUUGCCUACCUCAAGCCUAAGUCAGAAAACAGCAGGGAUGAAGACCAGCUGAUUUCAGUGACCUACACAGUCAUCACACCCCUGCUCAACCCCAUGGUGUACACCCUGAGAAAUAAGGAGGUCCAGCAUGCCUUGCGCAGGGUGAUGGGCAGGAAGCUUUCCUGA